This is a messenger RNA of Lachnellula hyalina, 1230 nucleotides long. RefSeq names its product Alanine--glyoxylate aminotransferase (gene AGX1). Gene Ontology annotation, molecular function: L-serine:pyruvate transaminase activity; L-alanine:glyoxylate transaminase activity. Gene Ontology annotation, cellular component: peroxisome. NCBI's taxonomy places the organism in Eukaryota, Fungi, Ascomycota, Leotiomycetes, Helotiales, Lachnaceae. The annotation marks the transcript as partial. The record is from RefSeq and is a predicted model, not a curated record. The transcript is spliced from 5 exons.
ACGUCAACAACCGUGGCUUUCCGAAGACUCUACCCCGCCAUCAACACAGUGGCUCCCCACGAACGCCUGUCUGUGAUCUCCAGACACUUGGAUACUCGUCCAGCCAUUCCCCUCAAUACUCCAUACUCCGUCGCGUCUUCUACCUAUACCCGCCAAGAUAAACGUUUCAAUUCGACUUCUUCAACUACCGAAAAGCCCAAGAUGUCAAGUCAGGCAAACCACCCCGCAUUGCUCAUUCCGGGGCCCAUCGAAUUUGACGAUGCUGUGUUACAGUCUAUGAGCCACUACAGCGAGAGUCAUGUUGGAGCUCCCUUUGUUGCAACCUUCAGCGAGACUCUUUCCAUGCUAAGAAAGCUUUUCCAAACGACUGAUCCUACCUCCCAACCAUUCGUUAUCUCUGGCUCCGGAACGCUUGGGUGGGAUCUCGUUGCCGCCAAUUUGGCGGAGCCCGGUGAUGAUGUCUUAGAGAAGAAGUACAAGCUUUUGACGGUCACCCACGUCGAUACAUCUACGGGCGUGUUGAGCGAGCUUAAGGCACUUUCAGAAUUAGUGCACAGAGUUUCUCCUGAGACUUUGCUUAUUGUCGAUGGUGUAUGCAGCGUUGGUUGUGAGGAAAUUGAGUUCGACAAAUGGCAGCUGGAUGGUGUAAUCACAGCCAGCCAAAAAGCAAUUGGAUGUCCCGCAGGCCUGUCCAUCUCAAUGUAUAGUGGCCGCGCGAUCAAGUCGUUCCAGAGCAGAAAAACACCCCCUGGAUCUUACUUUGCAUCAUUCAAGAACUGGCUACCCAUUAUGCAAAACUACGAGGCGAAGAAGCCCUCGUACUUUGCUACCCCUUCACCGCAAUUAAUUCACGCUCUCCAUACCUCAUUGACCCAAAUACUGUCUAAGCCGUUAUCUGAACGCUUCGCAGCUCAUAGAGAGACAUCUCAAAAGAUUAAGAAGGCUGUUGCUGCUCUUGGCUUGAAACAGCUGGCCUCUGACCCUGCCGAUCAAGCCAAUGGGAUGACUGCCAUCUACCUUCCAGAAAAUGUUACGGCUCCAGUACUGCUUCCAAACUUGAUGAAGAAGGGCGUGAUCUUUGCUGGUGGACUGCAUAAAGAAAUCGCUGCAAAAUACAUCAGAGUUGGCCACAUGGGUGUUAGUGUGACUGACCCUAAACGUGAUGAUGUUGAUCUUGCCAUCAAAUCAUUGGAGGCUGGAUUGUUAGAUGCAGGUUACCAAAAAGCCUAA